AUGUUGGAGAUCCAGCUGGACGACGGCGGCGUGGGGGGCUGCUACCCGGGCGACGACUACUGCUCGGGCUCGGUGAUGUCGGAGCGCGUCUCGGGCCUGGCCAACAGCAUCUACCGCGAGUUCGAGCGCCUGAUCCACUGCUACGACGAGGAGGUGGUCAAGGAGCUGAUGCCGCUGGUGGUGACGGUGCUGGAGAACCUCGACUCGGUGCUGACCGACAACCAGGAGCACGAGGUGGAGCUGGAGCUGCUGCGCGAGGACAACGAGCAGCUCCUCACCCAGUACGAGCGGGAGAAGGCGCUGCGCAAGCAGGCCGAGGAGAAAUUCAUUGAAUUUGAAGAUGCACUGGAACAGGAGAAGAAGGACCUGCAGAUACAGGUGGAACACCUUGAAUUUCAAACACGGCAGCUGGAGCUGAAGGCCAAAAAUUACGCAGACCAGAUUUCCCGGUUGGAAGAGCGUGAAUCAGAGAUGAAGAAAGAAUACAAUGCCCUUCAUCAGCGCCAUACGGAGAUGAUCCAGACUUACGUGGAACACAUUGAACGAUCCAAGAUGCAGCAGGUGGCAGGAAACAGUCAAAACGAGGGUGGUCUGCCCGGGAGAAGUAGAAAAGACCGCCCUAAUUCUCUGAACAUCCCCCUCGCAGAUGGCAUGGUACGUGGGCAGGUGGGGGCAAAGGUCGCCCCCACAGUGGACCACUGGCACCUGACUGACCUCGGCCAGCUGCAGUCCCACUCCAGCUACAAGUGCCCAACUGAGCAAAUGUCUGAAUCAGGACAGUCCUCUGCAGCGGCUACACCGAGCACCACUGGAACAAAAUCCAACACACCCACUUCAUCUGUACCCUCUGCUGCCGUCACUCCUUUGAACGAGAGCCUUCCGCCCAUGAACGAUUACAGUAUCACAGCCAAGAAUAACAAGCGGUCUCGAGAGAAGCGGAACAGUCGGAAUAUGGAAGUCCAGGUCACCCAGGAGAUGAGGAACGUCUGCAUAGGAAUGGGAAGUAGUGAUGAAGGGUCAGAUUUUCAAGACAUUGAUUCAACUCCAGAGCUGGACAUGUGUCAAGAUCCUAGGCUGGAGCGCACUGGAAACAGCCCUACGCAAGGGAUUGUCAACAAAGCCUUUGGCAUCAACACGGAUUCGCUGUACACGGAACUUACCGAGGUGGGCUCUGAAGCCAUCGGUGAUGUGGACGAAGGAGCAGAUCUGUUAGGGGAGUUUUCAGUACGGGAUGAUUUCUUUGGAAUGGGCAAGGAAGUGGGGAAUCUUCUCUUGGAGAAUACGCAGCUCCUGGAAACAAAAAAUGCUUUGAAUAUAGUGAAGAAUGACUUAAUUGCGAAAGUCGAUCAGCUCACAGGGGAGCAGGAGGUGCUGAAAGGAGAGCUUGAAGCAGCAAAGCAGGCAAAAGCCAAAAUGGAAGCCAGGAUCAAGGAACUGGAGGAGGAGCUGAAAAGAGUAAAAUCAGAAGUGAUCGUUGCCCGACGAGAGCCCAAAGAAGAGGUGGAGGAUGUAAGCAGCUAUCUCUGUACAGAAUUGGACAACAUUCCCAUUGCUCAGAGGCGCCGCUUCACCCGCGUGGAGAUGGCCCGAGUCUUGAUGGAACGCAAUCAAUACAAAGAGAGAUUGAUGGAGCUGCAGGAGGCCGUCAGGUGGACAGAGAUGAUCAGAGCCUCCCGGGAGCAUCCUUCAGUCCAGGAGAAGAAGAAAUCGACCAUUUGGCAAUUCUUCAGCCGCCUGUUCAGUUCUUCCUCCAGCCCUCCACCUGCAAAGAGGAGCUACCCAUCAGUGAACAUUCAUUACAAAUCUCCCACGGCGGCUGGGUUCAGCCAGCGCCGCAGUCACACCAUGUGCCAGAUCUCAGCCGGGAACCGCACCCUUGAGUUCUUCCCAGAAGAUGACUGUACGUCAUCCGCACGUCGCGAGCAAAAGCGCGAGCAGUACCGCCAGGUCCGGGAACAUGUGCGGAAUGAUGACGGUCGCUUGCAGGCUUGCGGGUGGAGUCUGCCCGCCAAGUACAAGCAGCUGAGUCCCAACGGUGGUCAGGAAGAUAACCGUAUGAAAAACGUCCCAGUGCCUGUCUACUGCCGACCUCUGGUGGAGAAGGACCCAACCAUGAAGUUGUGGUGUGCAGCAGGAGUCAACCUGACAGGCUGGAAGCCUGUGGAACAAGAGACUGGAAAUGGACAAAAGCCAGAUCCAGGAUGCGAUCCACUAACCUGUGACCGCGAAGUGGAAGGAGAGAGUGGCAAGAGCAACCACCCAUCCCCGGAAAAGAAAAAGGCCAAAGAAUUGCAUGAGAUGGAUGCCACAUCCAGCCGGGUGUGGAUCGUAACGAGCACCUUGUCCACGAGCAAAAUCGUGAUUGUUGAUGCCAACCAACCGGGCACGGUCGUGGAUCAUUUUACCGUCUGCAACGCCCACGUCCUUUGCAUCUCCAGCAUACCAGCGGCUUGUGAAAGUGACUAUCCUCCUGGAGAAAUCUUUCUGGAAGGGGAUUUGAAUCCUGAAGAGUCCUCAGGGGCAGACAGCGUUCUGGCAGGCAUCACUCUGGUGGGCUGUGCAACCCGGUGCAACGUUCCUAGUAGCAAUUGCUCUUCUCGAGGAGAUACGCCUGUGCUGGAUAAAGGGCAGAGUGAGGUGCCUGUGGUGAGCAAUGGAAAGAUCAACCAGUCUCAGUCCACGGAGGAGGCAACAGAAGCCACGGAGGUGCCCGAGAACGGCACAAAUGAAAUGGAGUCAGCCCAAAUGCGACCCGGUCCGCUUACAGAACAUGUCUUUACAGAUCCCACCCCAGUCCCAGCACCUGUAAGACAGAGCAGGUAAGAAAAUGCUCCAAGGAUGGAGUCGAGCACGGUGGCCCAGGACCAAGAGGCAAACGGCAAUGCAGCCGGCACUACCACAAGUGCUGCCCCCACCAUGUGGCUUGGGGCCCAGAAUGGCUGGUUGUAUGUCCACUCAGCGGUCUCUAAUUGGAAGAAAUGUUUACACUCGAUAAAGCUGAAGGACUCGGUGCUGAGCUUGGUGCACGUGAAAGGACGGGUGCUCGUGGCCUUGGCUGAUGGAACACUCGCUAUAUUCCACCGAGGAGAGGAUGGCCAGUGGGAUCUCAGCAACUACCACCUCAUGGACCUUGGCCACACACACCACUCCAUACGCUGCAUGGCCGUGGUGUACGACAGGGUGUGGUGUGGGUACAAGAACAAAAUCCACGUCAUCCAGCCCAAGACGAUGCAAAUUGAGAAGUCCUUUGAUGCUCAUCCUCGCCGGGAGAGCCAGGUCCGGCAGCUGGCUUGGAUCGGGGAUGGCGUUUGGGUUUCCAUCCGGCUGGACUCAACACUGAGGCUGUAUCACGCUCACACUCAUCAGCAUCUCCAAGAUGUCGACAUUGAACCCUAUGUCAGCAAAAUGUUAGGGACCGGGAAGCUGGGUUUCUCAUUUGUGAGGAUCACGGCUUUGCUCAUCGCUGGCAACCGUCUGUGGGUAGGGACGGGCAAUGGAGUCGUCAUUUCCAUCCCUUUGACAGAGACUGUAGUGCUCCACAGAGGUCAGCUUCUUGGGCUCAGGGCCAAUAAGACCUCUCCCACAUCUGGGGAAGGGAGCCGCCCUGGGGGCAUCAUCCACGUCUAUGGCAGCGACGAUGGGACUGACAAAUCUGCGAGCAGCUUCAUCCCCUACUGCUCCAUGGCCCAGGCCCAGCUAUGCUUCCACGGCCAUCGUGACGCAGUCAAGUUCUUCGUCUCUGUGCCUGGUAAUGUUCUCGCAACGCUGAACGGGAGCGUAUUGGACAGCCCUUCUGAGAACCCCGGCACGGCCACCAUUGAGACAGAAGGGCAGAAGCUGAAAAAUGUCCUGGUGCUGAGCGGAGGAGAAGGUUAUAUUGACUUCCGGAUUGGGGACGGAGAAGAUGAUGAGACAGAGGAGAAUGCAGGAGACGUCGCCCAAGUCAAGCCCAUUCUCUCCAAGGCUGAACGGAGCCACAUCAUCGUGUGGCAGGUCUCCUACAUCCCUGAGUGA
This is a messenger RNA of Eublepharis macularius, 4014 nucleotides long. RefSeq names its product mitogen-activated protein kinase 8 interacting protein 3 (gene MAPK8IP3). Gene Ontology annotation, biological process: vesicle-mediated transport. Gene Ontology annotation, molecular function: signaling receptor complex adaptor activity; JUN kinase binding; kinesin binding. NCBI's taxonomy places the organism in Eukaryota, Metazoa, Chordata, Lepidosauria, Squamata, Eublepharidae. The transcript is spliced from 33 exons. Gene Ontology annotation, cellular component: cytoplasm. The record is from RefSeq and is a predicted model, not a curated record.